This is a messenger RNA of Halichondria panicea, 6031 nucleotides long. RefSeq lists its product as uncharacterized. Bases 3488 to 5860 code for a protein of 790 amino acids. Gene Ontology annotation, biological process: signal transduction; protein phosphorylation. The transcript is spliced from 17 exons. Gene Ontology annotation, cellular component: cytoplasm. The record is from RefSeq and is a predicted model, not a curated record. Gene Ontology annotation, molecular function: protein kinase activity; ATP binding. NCBI's taxonomy places the organism in Eukaryota, Metazoa, Porifera, Demospongiae, Suberitida, Halichondriidae.
UGUCUGCAUGUGGCUAGCAGGCGCAGCUAACUAGCCCCGCCCCCCUCCGCGCAACUACUCUCACGAAUUAACCGCCCCCUCCACUCUACACACUAGCCCCGCCCUCUCCAUACAACUGGUCUCAUAAAUUAGCCGCCCCCUCCAUUGAAAGACGGCCUGGUAUACACUGUCUGCGCAUGCGUCAGUUGCCCCAAGAUUCUUGGGGAUCGAGAUAUCAUAGUAAAUUAGUCAGUAUAAUUAUUGUAUAUUUUACAAUGAUGUCAUUGCACAAAUCACAGCAGUUUUAAUAAAAUAACACAGCUACUUACAACAUUUACGACCUAGACUAGUGACUAGUUUUGUUGUGAUGGCUUCUACUUCUGUUAUGCUCUUGCUCAAGCUCUCUCUAGUGUUGAAAAGUCAGAUUUUGUCUUCUUUUGUACUGUGGUAGAGUGGUAAGCGUUUUUCUGUCAGUACCGACCGGCUCUGGCAAAUCUACUUGCUUCCAGACACUUGUUUGAUGCCAUCUCAGUAAGAUCAGUGCUCCUUGUAUGAGCCUAGAGUUGUGAUGGCGAUUUCUCUCUCUUGACACUAAAUAGUUUAAUCAACCUUCUUCUUCUUCUUUGUAGCCUCCAAUUAAUGAAUAGUAUAUAGCCCAUUGGGCAGACGAAAAAGAAUAUUGAAAAUGGGUAUUAUUAUAACACGCAGCAAGAGGGUGGAGCUUUAAACCGAUGUGCGUGUGAGAAGGAGAUCAGCGCGGGUUUGCCUUAGAUCUUUGAUGAAGAGCAAGAGCCACUCUUGCGCAUGGGCAGCUUUCAGCCAGACAAGGCCUUGCAGGAGAUUGUAGAGGGUGUCAUGUAGUGCCCUUGGGUCGUGGGGGAGGUGAACACUGACGCAGGAUGGGGCAUCCUGCAGGAGAGCAAGUCUGCGCAUUGAGAGAGCAGGGCAACUUACUAAAAAGUGUGAAGGUGAUUCUUCUUCAGUGUUGCAUAGUUUGCACGAUGCAUCCCCGGGAGAGAUAUUUCCUCUGUUGCGAUAUCUAAACCUGGACGCAUCCAGCUCGAGCCCGUCACAGCCCACUAGGAGCCUGAUUCUGAAAUUUGAGGGGCCAUGCAGAGAACGAUCCAGCUGACAGCAUGACCAUAGCAUCAAAGGGCGACCUAGAAGGGCAGGGAGGGAUGAGAUAGGGAGAUUUGUGCAUGUGUCUGUCAUCUUGACGUAUUGUGUGACUAGUACAGAUUUCUUUGCAGCUGUCUUAAAAGACCCUUUGUUUUUCCCGUUUGAGAUCAUAGACGAGAGUGAAGGGUAGCAACGAGAUGAGACGAGUGUGGACCAUGUUUUUAAGAGACCUGAUGGAGAAUCAACCACGUGGAUGACCAUAGUACAAAAAGUUAAUUGAUAAAAUUAAUUACAAACAGUUUUACUAAUAAAUUUACUAUUGAAUACACCCACUCGCAAACAGUGAAUACCAAUUGUGAGUCUCAUCAUUCACACGAGUGCCUGUGACAGCACACACACUCUGCGCUGUAGCUACAACACUGUAAUAGUGAUAGUACGGAAGCCCGUAGGGGCCAUUUAAUUCCACUCUAACAUUCCACUCUAUAACCCUUUCCUUGCCAUUCGUGAAAUCUGGAACAGGAGCGUCUUUAGGUCGAUCAAUUAGUGUGGAUCCGGCCUCACCACGCCUCCAUGUCAUUCUAUUAGUCUAGAUCCGGCUAGCAAUUCUAGCUGGGACUCCCAGUUCUAGCUCCUUUUGUUUAGCGUGUCAGAGACUGGGAGAAGAUGAUUGGCACUCCCUGGCUCCUUUGGAUGUACAGCUGUCCAGAUCCCUAGAACAUACCCUCCAUUCUGACGAGUUAUCAGUGCAUAGGGUGCUUACUAGAUUCUUGCCAGCCAGUACAGUUCAAGCUACACACAGCACCGCUCAACUAUUCUCUACCCCAUUAUCUAGCUAAAUCUGGUCCAACUAGACAGCAGACACAGCUAGUUAAUUCAGUAAAGCCAGGGGUAGCCCUACUUCUACGGUUGUUCAGUACCCACGGUAACAAUUCCUCUGGGCUGGGCUAACUAGUUGAGCCACGCCUCACAAUUCUCAAGGCUAGGUACAUGUCUCUGUCUAGCUGCUUCUUCAGCUUCUUGCUCAGUUUUGUGGCUUAGAGAAAGGCCAGCUACUCAGGGGGAAGAGUCCAGAUGAAAGUCUGGCAGCCAGGUGACGUCCAAACGGUCAGUUAUUCUUUCCACCAACUUUUUAAUCUAGUCUAGUCCUGCUUGCACUGCUACUACUGCUACUGCUACUCUUCCUACUACUACUGCUGCUACUCUUCCUAGCUAGUCAAAGGUUUCUUUUUUUUUUUUUUUUUUUUUAUAACUACAUAUGCACAAAGAGACUAGCCUCGUUCCCAGGCCUUACUUUUUCUUGCUGUUGUCACUGUUCAUCCAUAAAUCACAAGAAAGACAUAGUGAGGCAGCAAAGAAAGAAAUGGGCGUACAGUUAAGAAAAAGUAAGGCCUGGUUUGGGAAAUCGCGUGAUCCACAAGGAUUUUUAUGAACGUGGGCGAUAUGUAGCCCACAAUCGUGACGUAAGGUAUUCUCCCACGCAUUCAGAGUUAAUAAAACUGUACUGAGACAACCACCCAAGCUGUGCUGCAAGUCAGAUCAGAGAACCAGCGUGGCCAGCUCUGGUGGCAGUAGCUACCUGCAAUAUGAUAAUGAUGACUAAGCUAUUCUUGAUCUAUACUAGCAUGUAGAAAGACACAAGAAAAGGUAAUAGUCUGAUAGAAUCUGAACACACAAUCUAGACUAGUAGAUCAUCUAGCUAAGCCUAAGGUAUAUAGCUAGCUAUAGUGCUUGCAAACUUCCAGUUCCAAGUCCAUGUCCAGCUUGCUGCAGGCAAAGUUUUAUUAGUCAUAGAUAUCUGCGUGGGCAGUCCAACAUCUCUAGCUCAGCAUGCCCACGCUCAUUUUCACCCUUCUACCGCCCUUCUACCCUCACGCGACUUCCCGAUACAGGCUCUCCUUUUUCCUAACUCUACGUCUAUUUCUUUCUUUAUUCCUUCAAUUAAUACCGUAUUUUAUCUCAUUGAACGAUUAAGACAGUAUUUUAUCUUAUUGAACGAUUGUGAUAAAGAACAGAAAAAGGAGAGCCUGUGUAGAGGCUACAAAGAGACAUCAAAGCUUACAUCAAAGGACACAGAUUUUUAGCCUACUUGACUGAUAAGGAGGUUACCUAGACUACAGUUUGUUUGUCAGGGAGGAGCUCACAUACAACUUCAUCUAAUUCAUCAUAACGAUUCCUUACCCAUUGUUGUAAUUUCUACAACAGAUUGCCAAGGAAAGAGAUAAUGCACUUCCACUCUAAAAUGCCACUCUAGAAUGCAUUUCCAUUCUAAAAUUCCACUCUAGAAUGCACUUCCUCAAUGGAAGGGAACGCCCCUGCGCAAAAAAUUCAGCCACGUGUGGUUGUUGUUGUUAGCUAGCUAGCCAAAAGUUGUUGUUGCCUUUAUACGUACAUGGCCAGUAGGCGCGGAGCCGGGCCAAUCACUAGGAGUACCAGGAGUUCCAAGCAUGACUCUGAUCAUGAAAGGCCAACUUCCAGCCGAGAAGAAGCAAUGGAGAAGUACAUCAAGCUUGCUAGCAGGAAGAACAGGAAAAAGCCUAUUACAACCCCCUCUAGGUCUACAACGACAUCUGCAGUCAACCCCCAGCUGUUGAUCUCUGUUGGGAGGAUGUAUCAUGACGAAAAAUUGGGUCACGGCAAAACAGAUAGGAGCUUCGAUCUUAUGAAAAUAAAUUUUGAUCGAGAAGAACGGUACGAGAAGAUCAUUGAAAAGUGCAAAAGAAUUGUGUGGAGUGAUUUCGGAGCAAAUGCUAGUAGGCAAUUCUAUCUUGCUGAUGGCUCUGGAACCUGUAUUGAGCAACCUCAAAGUCAAUUUGAGGUUAGCAGAGCUGAUGGACAACAAGAGGUGCUUCCUUGGACAUUAGAAAAUUAUCUAAAGGUGUCCAAUUUGAAGUUUGCAUCCAGAGCAAGAUUGUACUGUGUGAUGAAGACAUUAGAUGACACAGGUGUCAGUGACCCUCCGCCUGGAUAUUUUAGUGUUAAAUUUGUCUCAAAGACGCUGAGCAGGUACUCCGGUCUCUAUUCCUUUCGAACAGGAAUAUCGCAGGUGGAUUUACUUUGUAAUUUCCUUGAUACUGAAAUGGAUGACGAAAUGGAUGUAAUGAUGAGUACAAGGGACACUGUGGGUUCGUCGUCCUCCGGGUACCAGGUUUUAGAGCACAACCCACUGAGCUAUGGCUUUUCUCUUUACUCGAUUAGUGAAGGUGACACUGUGGAAACCUUUGUUGAGGACAUGUCAGCAGAGAGUGGCGUUAUCUCAUAUGGGUCACCUACUGAAGGCAGCAGCUUGGAUGUGUGUGUUAAGUGUUUUGCCUCUCAAGAGGAUGGGAGGGUGAUGCUUGCUGUUAUGGCCAUGAAUGGGUACCACAGCACUGCUUCGUACCAAUGGCUGCACAAUAAGACACUACUUAAGCACAACAAAACACCACUCCUAUAUACAUCCAGGACGGGCACAAUUACAUGUGUAGUGACAGCAAGAGAGGACCAAAAAGAAGUGCACUUCUGUGUAACUGGUUCAGAGGCAGACAUUUCUGUCAUCAGAAUAAGUAGUCAAGUAACAUCUGACCGUCAAGUCACCCCUGUGGAAGGACAGGCGGCCCUUCCUGGUGGUAUGUCUGACAGAGUCACCCCUGGUGUAGACGGACAGGCCCUUCCUGGUGGUAUGUCGGACAGUCAAGUCACCCUUGGUGUAGAAGGACAGGCCCUUCCUGGCGGUGUGUCUGACAGUCAAGUCACCCUUGGUGUAGAAGGACAGGCCCUUCCUGGCGGUGUGUCUGACAGUCAAGUCACCCUUGGUAGUACGUUUUCCUCCUCUCGGGUGUCCGACAGUCAAGUCACCCUUGGUAGUACGUUUUCCUCCUCUGGUGUGUCCGACAGUCAAGUCACCCUUGGUAUGGAAGGACAGGGCGUUCUUGGAGAGUCAAAUACGAAGAGAAAGAAACAAGAUCCCCAACAUUUGAUGUCUACCCUUCGAAGUGUAGAUGACAUGAAGAAGUUAACACUUCACUGUGAGAUUGGUCAGGGCUCUUUCGCUAAAGUUUAUAAGGCUUUCUGGAGAGGCACUGCUGUAGCAGCCAAAGUAAUUCCAAUUUCUGUAUCAACUAAAGCCAUUGAAAAAGAAUUGCUGGCGUACAGAAACUUGAUUCAUCCAAACCUGCUCAACAUGUUGGGUGUUGUUACAACGACCACAAGUGUUGCCAUAGUUACAAAUCUAGUGGAUGGAAAAGAUCUACACGAUUUGAUAUUUUGCUGUGAUUCUCGAAAGCUAACUGAGAGUGAAAAGAUCGCGGUGUGCAUUCAAGUGUGCCAGGGGCUACUUUUUAUGCAUACAGCCACUCCUCCGGUUAUACAUAUGGAUUUGAAACCAGCGAACAUAUUGGUUCAGCUACCAUCUCUUCAUUGUUUUAUUGCUGAUUUUGGCCUUGCCACUUGUAUGAGGAACACAAACCAAUUUGGCACAGCUACAAUGAGGGCGGGUACCCCAGGUUUCCAAGCCCCAGAGCAGCUGAUGGGUGUGACUAUCACUGACAAGUGCGACGUUUAUGCAUUUGGCGGAGUAAUGACAGAGCUAUUUGGAGAGAAACCAUUGUGGGACCGUGAAACACCCUAUUCGAUCACUUACAAGGUGACAUGUAAAGGCCAAUUUCCAGAAGUCAGUCAUCUACCUGACUCUGUUCAAUGUGUGGUGAAAUUGUGCUUCCAAGUUUAUGAAACCAGAGCUGAUACAUUCUCUCUUUUAAAAGCUCUUCUCAAUCUAAACUGUUGACUUUUUACUGGCCCAGUUAAUUAGGCAUGUGUUGCGUUUGAUUCAUAAUCACUUGCACAAUUUAUGUUGUGUGUAUUAUCAUCUCAUCUCAUAUCUUCUCAUUAUCACUUAAACUUUAAUAUGUUGUGCAUUAUUAAGAAACAAUAUCACAUUUUGAACUUUCCAUUAAUC